This is a messenger RNA of Saprolegnia diclina VS20, 396 nucleotides long. RefSeq lists its product as hypothetical. The transcript is spliced from 3 exons. The record is from RefSeq and is a predicted model, not a curated record. NCBI's taxonomy places the organism in Eukaryota, Oomycota, Saprolegniomycetes, Saprolegniales, Saprolegniaceae. The coding region runs from base 1 to 396 and encodes 131 amino acids.
AUGCAUGCGUCCAUGGAGCUGCCGUCGAUAACGAGCCACAAAAAGAUGUUGAGCAUGAGCGCGAUACCUCUUCAACUGGAGCCGCUCGGGUACAAGCCCAAGCAAGGCGCGGGGACGGUCGACCGCUUGCAGCAGUUUGACCCGCAGCUUUCGCCCCCCAAGUACAAGCUCGAGAAGCUCUCGGCGCCAUCGCCCGUCAAGGACAAGGAGCCCGAUGCGAUGGUGUGUCGAAAGCAGCAUCUGCAAGCGAUCGCACCCAGCAGCGCGCAGCUCGAGAAGUCGGUCCGACACUCGAGCCACGGCUUCCACCAUGUCGACGCAAGCGACGAAAGCUCGCAGUCCAAAGACGCGCUGCGAACGACAAUGCCACAUUUGCAGCAUUUGCCCCACGACUAG